Molecule: messenger RNA, 726 nt
Organism: Periconia digitata
Lineage: Eukaryota; Fungi; Ascomycota; Dothideomycetes; Pleosporales; Periconiaceae
Source: the annotation of a GenBank genome assembly
AUGACGACUCUUGUCAAGACCCUCGUUUACGGACUCCUCGUCACGGCCGCUCCCGUCGCCGCCCUACCCUUCGGUCUCAGUUUCUCGCGUCGCGCAGUCAUCGCGCACGAUGCCGUCGUCGGUUUCCCCGAAACCGUCCCCUCGGGCGUUGUGGGCAGCUUGAUGCUCAAGUAUAAGCCCUGGCUCGAGGUCAUGAACGGCUGUGUCCCGUUCCCUGCUGUCGACGCAUCUGGUAAUACUGGCGGCGGCCUCAGCCCCUCGGGCGACCCAAGUGGCCAAUGCGGCUCCUCGACCGGCCAAGUUUACGCGCGCGCCGGAACCUACAACAACGCCUUCGCAAUAAUGUACUCUUGGUACAUGCCCAAAGAUUCUCCCUCGUCGGGCCUCGGCCACCGCCACGACUGGGAAAACAUCGUCGUCUGGCUCUCCUCGCAAGACGCCUCCGCCACCCUCCGCGGCGUCGCCAUCUCCGCUCACGGCGACUACCAAAAGGAAACUUCGCCUCCGCUCGACGGAACUAGACCCAAGAUCGGCUAUGUGAGCUACUGGCCCGUCAAUCAUCAGUUGAUUCCUACGGGGACCAAGGGUGGGCAGCAACCGUUGAUCGCUUGGGACAGUAUGACGGCGGCCGCGAGGUCGGCGAUUGAGAGCACGGAUUUUGGGAGUGCGACGCCAAGUUUUAGGGAUAGCAAUUUUCAGAAUUAUUUGGCUGAGGCGUUUAUUUGA